This is a messenger RNA of Gryllus bimaculatus (two-spotted cricket), 3640 nucleotides long. The record is from the annotation of a GenBank genome assembly. NCBI's taxonomy places the organism in Eukaryota, Metazoa, Arthropoda, Insecta, Orthoptera, Gryllidae.
AGAUCAGUGUCGCAGCUUUCUCCUCUAUUAGCAGAAAUUCUUAAACGAAACUAAUGUUUCACGAUUUCUAAGAACUCUAAUUUAGCCCAUAUCCAAGUGACUUAUUGAACACAUUCUUAAUAAACGCAUCGAGAAGGCAGAGAGAUCAGUCUCCAUAUUUAUAUCACUGUACGGUUUUGUAGGAAAGUAUCGCCAUGUUCUGGCCGUAAUUGACUUUAUUGAACCACCUCCUCUACUCAAGAACACUCGAAAUCGCGAAUAAUGGCAGAAGAUUUCAUGUUUUCAAAUUGAACUGCCAAUAAUCGUACGGCAUGCACGACGGACUAUAUUUUUAUUGGAAUGGUAGCUCGGACAUGCGCAAUGACAUCAUUCAAGAGAUAGAUAUAAGCUUCUCAGGGCAAGUGAGGCAGUCUACUUCCUGUCUAUUGCGAGUGGUGGCUGAUGUCUUUCACAUGCGCCAAAAAUGGUGAAGACAGGCGCGAAAUGGGGCGAAACUAGACCAUAUAUUUGUGCGAAUCAUGACAGAGGCAUAUGAAGAUGGGAACUAUCUUGUUCGAGUUCGGGCUCAGGUGAUGAUGCGUGACGACAGCACGGGUGGCUGGGUCCCCAUGGGUGGAGGGGGCCUUUCCAACGUGUCUGUACGAAAACGGGCACUUCCUUGUGAAGUCGACGAGGGCAAACAUGAAUACCUGAUAUUUGGCAAAAGGAUAUCAGAUCAGUCGGUUGUGUUGAGCUGUACAAUUAAGAAGGAUUUUGAGUAUAACAAAGUAAUGCCCACAUUCCAUCACUGGAAAACCGGAGACAAGAAAUUUGGCUUGACGUUUCAAACUGCAGCUGAUGCUCGUGCAUUUGACAAAGGAGUUCGGACUGCUGUUGAAGAAUUGUUGGAUGGCCUCACGGAAACGGCUCCUUUGCAAAAAUACAAUCCAGAUGUUGGUGAUGAUGAUGUCUUUAUGACACUUAACUUGCCAGUGGAUCGAGGAGACUCACGUUCUUCCUCAGAUUCUUCCCAUGGUGGAGGCGGGCCUAGCAUCAAACACACCACUCCUCCAACUGAACCACAUCAUCUUCAUCGAAUUCAUUACAUCCCUCGCCGUGACAAGAUAGGGUCAGAUCCAGAUCCUAGUCCUGAUGGCAAGAAAGAAGUCGCUGAAAAAGAAAACUACUCGUAUGUGCAGCUUAUGGAUAGUUUUCACGACUACAUUUAUCCUGUGGUAGAUGAUCAGAAGCCAGGUCGUCGCGACUCAUCAGGAAGCCUCAAAAAGCGCAGCCUGGAACUCAUACCAACUCAACCUCCACUUCCUGGAAAACCCACCAAGAAGAAGGAUCGGCAUAAACCAGCCUGCAGAAAUCGCUGUCGUCACUGUCAGGAGUUAUAUGCAGAGGAAAGCAAUACCCGAGGCAGCUGUGAAUAUGCACCAGAUUGCGUCCGCACAGGGAUCAACACGGUAGCAUGCAUCUCGUGUGCUGAAUGUAUGAUGUACCAUUGCAUGGCAGAUGCAGAAGGCGACUACGUGCAGCAUCCAUGUGAGUGCACACCAGUUGAUGAUAGUUGUGGCCGGCGUUGGGUAGGCCUAACGUUGCUAUCUCUUUUGGUACCGUGCUUGUGGUGCUAUCCACCAUUGAAGGCUUGUCACUGGUGCGGGGUGAACUGUGGUGUGUGUGGAGGUCGCCACCGGCCCUCCUAGCGCGUUCUGCUGGAGGCUGGUCCGCCUAGAGAAUUAUUCAGAGUACUUGCAGCUUGCCUGACCUGCCUGCAAUAUUUCUUUUUUUUUUAAAUAUUUUUUUAAUGUGAGGAUUGAAUUUAUUCUUAUUCCUCAUACGUAUCAUUCGUCCCUCUCCUCUUCCUACCUCCUUCCUUUUCCAAGAAGUAUAUUAAUCUGCUGUUGUACCAUCAGAUGUAUUGUUGCCUUACAUAAGUAAAGAGAUGGCUGAUUCGCUUUUCCAAAGAAGAAAAAAAAUGGUUACAAUAAAACACCUACAUCUUUUUCUUACAUUUUGAAACCUCGUAUAAAUGCAAUGUAAAAUUGUCUCAAAGAUUUAAUUCUAUGAUACUGUUAACCGUCGUUUGUCAUUUUAUACUGUGAAAUAACGGCAUCUAUAUUGUGUAUAGAGAUGAUAAGAGUACAUAAGAGUUUACUAUGGAUAUGUGAUGGAAUAUGUGAAUAUAAUGCAAUAAACCAAGAGGGUUGGCCCAGGACAGAGGUAGAACCGAGGCAGCCAGAAAGAAAUCCAGUGCUAUCCUGAGUUGCCCGAAGGCUCCGUUUUCCUCCAAGGGGCUCGGUGGAGGACGGGGUUCUUUGUGGCCCUGGAUGCAAAGAGUUCUGUAGGAAUAUGUAUAUAUGUGCUGAGAUUGAAGCAGACCUGUUGUUUAGUGUGUAAAUGUAAAUGAUCUUAUGUCUCCUGUUGCCACAACUGCCACAUUGUCACUGACAUGAAACAAUCGUGAGGAAAGCACAAGUUUUGGACCUACACUAGUGUGCUUUUGGACGUCAACUUGCCAAGCAUACAGCUGUUGGUGCGUAAAGUGUCAAUGAAAAUAAUGUAGUCAACGAAAAAUUAUGUAUGUACUAAUGCCAUUAUGUGAUUAUAUAUAUAUAAAAGGGCAUUUUUAUUUUGAAUGCCAUGUUUUGUUCUGUGUAUUAGGUUGCAUUUUUAUGUAACUUUUAGUAGCUUAUCCAUUGAGAAAAAAUGGGAAGUAUCUCUUUUAUUUUAAUAUGCCUCUUCUUACCAUUGUUUAUACUGUAUGAAUUUGAUAUUAUACACAGCAGACAUAGUAUUUUAUUUGAUAUAUUGGUUAAAUUAAAUAUUUUUAUAAAAACAAUUGAUACCUUUUGUGCUGGAUGAUUUUUGAAAACAGUCUUUGUCUUGUGUAGUAAACAUGUUGGUAAUCUCAUUUAAAAUAUACUCAAAGAAUUUGCGUGUGCAAGUAUGUGAAGAGUGUGAUUGUGCACUUACGAUGAUCACAGAUUGUCGUGUGAAUUAUUUAUUGACACACAAAUGUGCAUUAGGGUAAAUGGACCUAAAAGAAAACCUGUUCAUGUCAUGUAUUGUACAGAAUACAGUAUUUCCUUGUAAAUUGUAUGCAGAUAGAUAUAUCCUCAACCAUGAGAAUAGGUGUUUCAAUUCAUCUCCCUGUGAAUGAAGGGAAAAUUCUGUAGUGCAUACAGUACAUUUGUGAUGUGUGUGUCGUUUAUACUGGUAUGUGAUGUAAAUGUAACAUAUAAUGAAGUUAUUCUGUAAAAUAUGUUGGUCUUAUUGAUUUCAAUUCUUUUAAUUUUCCUCAAAAUGACUUUCCAUCAAUUUGUGCUUAUUGGAUCAAACAUCUGAAAUAUGUUUGCAAGUUUGACUAAUUAUGUUAACUAGCUCAAAAAUAGUUUCUGAACCAAUAUCCAGGUAUUUUCGAGUAAGGGUGAUCCAAAAUUCAUUUUCAGGGAAAUAAAUCCUUUUUAAAUUUUUUUUAAUUAAUUAAUUUAUUUAUUUAAGAAUGUUUAUUUUAAUUAUAUUUGUUAAGGCUGAUCUGUUUUAUUUUUGUUGAGUUAUCAAGGCAUCUUAAUUCCGAUUUUCUGGAAGCUUUAUAUCCACUGAUAUUGAGCACUAACCUAGUCUCAGAAAGAAUAAAGUUCAUUGUAUUUAUUGG